Aspergillus heteromorphus CBS 117.55 is the source of this 3208-nucleotide messenger RNA. RefSeq names its product serine/threonine-protein kinase. The coding region runs from base 167 to 3208 and encodes 1013 amino acids. The transcript is spliced from 3 exons. The record is from RefSeq and is a predicted model, not a curated record. Gene Ontology annotation, biological process: peptidyl-serine phosphorylation; autophagy. Gene Ontology annotation, molecular function: protein binding; ATP binding; protein serine/threonine kinase activity. Gene Ontology annotation, cellular component: cytoplasm. NCBI's taxonomy places the organism in Eukaryota, Fungi, Ascomycota, Eurotiomycetes, Eurotiales, Aspergillaceae.
CUACACCACUCUCUUUCCAUUUUUAGUUUCGAAAUCCAGCAGAUAUACCCUGAUUUGCCAGUCUUGUCAUUUUAGUUAUCUUUGUUAAUCCCUCUUUCUCCUGUACCCAUCCACCCAUCCUGCCUUUUUUUGUCAGAGUUAUACGAGGUCACUAUUACUCGUACAAAUGGAGGCAACGCAAGAGUCAACUCAACCAUGUACGGACCCUCGUCGCAUGGGCCGUAACAACUCUGGUCUCCACGAUGAUGACAUGACGGAUAUCAUUUGUAUCUUACAUCCAAACUCGCCUGCAGCUCACGAUGCGGUAGCCGCAACCGCUCGCGUCGCCCCGCAGCACAUCCUACAGAAGGAUGAGCUAGAAUAUGAAUGGUCAGAUACCGCGGCUUUGGACUUCGCUCUUAGACUAUCAUCACAGGUGCGCAGUGCAAGUGGGGGAUUUUGCUUCGGGCGCCAUGUGGCUCGCUGCGACCUUAUCGCUCCUGAUAACUCGAAACGUAUCUCGAACCAGCACUUUCGCAUUCAUCUCACUCACGAUGGGAUACUGAUGCUGGAGGAUACAUCGACAAACGGAACGGUUGUAGACAACUGCGCUCUUCGCAAGAUUUUGCAAAACAACAGCCGCAUGCUGGUCAAUGGUUCAGUCAUCCAAGUCCCGAACGGCGACCAGCCCUCCGAGGAAGUCAGAUUUAUCGUGCGCCUUCCUUCUCGGGAAGGGUUUGCCAUGCAGUACACGGAGAACAUGCUUCGCUACUUCGAACAAAUUGAGAAACAACGGACGGGUGAAGCGCAGGCUAAGCUUCGCGCAAAUGCCGCGGCAAACCUGCAGCUACCGCAGCCUAAUACAUUCGGAAUGCACUGGACUGGCGGCUCGACAUACAACGUGACCGGCCAGAUUGGCAAAGGCGCGUUUGCGACGGUCUACAAGCUUGCCACAAAGCAGCAUGGAGCUGUGUACGCGGCUAAGGAGCUUGACAAGCGACGCUUCAUGAAGCACGGCAUACUCGACAAGAAGGUUGACAAUGAAAUGAAAAUCAUGAGAGAUUUGAAACAUCCCAACAUCGUCCAGUAUGUUGACCACCAUGAGCAUGAGCGAUGGAUCUAUAUCAUCAUGGAGUACGUUCCUGGCGGAGAGCUGUCCACGUACUUGCACUCUCAUGGCAAGAUUCGCGAGGACAUGGUUAGGCCUAUGGCGCGUCAAAUCGUCCAUGCCCUGCACUAUCUCCAUAAGCGCAAGAUCACGCAUCGCGAUAUCAAACCCGAUAAUAUCUUGAUUUCCUCCCUCGAACCUUUAAGGGUGAAAUUGUCGGAUUUUGGUCUUUCAAAGGUAGUACAGGAAGAAACAUUUCUCAGAACCUUCUGCGGCACUCUUCUGUACUGUGCACCCGAAGUCUACCCGGAGUACGAUACAUACCGGCGCGGUGAAGUUAGGAAACGACGAAGGCUCGGCGAUCCGCCCCCGAAAACGUCACCUUACGAUCAGUCCGUCGACAUGUGGUCAUUCGGUGCAGUCCUCUUCCACCUUCUUGCUGGGGUUCCUCCAUAUGCGCCACGAGGUGAAGAUCGGGGAGCCCAAAUGCUGAGGAUUAUCAUGAGCGAGGAUCCGGAUUGGGAUGCACUUCGCAGCGCAGGGGUCUCUGAGGCUGGCAUCGAUUUUGUCGCUCGACUUCUCAAUCGCGAUCCUCAAUCACGACCGAAUGAAAAAGCAUGUUUCCAGCAUCCGUGGAUCUCUGAGAUCAACGACGUUGAUGAAUAUGACGACGACCCCAACUCGGAACUCCCAUGUGAACUCUCUGACAUAGGUGAAGACCUGGAGGACGAGCUGGAUGCCUCUCAGCUUUCUCUCAAUGAUAAGAUAGGAGCCAAAGCUGUGGCCGAAGAGGAUAGUGAUGUCGCCCAGUCCAAGAAGAUCAAACUGGACCCCCCAGCGGAAAUUCUCUAUCCAGCGCUUCCAAGUUUUGAAAGCUUUUCGGCGGUUCAGCCAGUGGCUCAAUCUACUCCCCGACGACUUUUUGGGGAGAUCACGCCGUCAAUUCUUCGUAGCUCCCAUGCUCUGGGGGGCAACGUCGAUGCGUUCGAGGGUGACGAUUUUAGCAUCCAUGACUUCAUUUCUUCAGCCGGUGAGUCGAUGAUUAGCGACGGCAACAGCCUGAACUCCAUCCUCUCCCUUCCGGACAACCCAGUCGCUGGAUCCGCGCCUAGCUUGAUGGGAGCUGAGAACCUUGUUGGGCAGCUGAACAUGAACUCGUGGCACCCUGGCACGUCGAGCAACCCUCCCCAGCGCGCCACGACGCCGGGGCUGCCAAGUAGCGAGGCCGCGGCCGUCCCCGAGAAGGAAGCCCCAGCGGCACCCCAGCAACCUCAGCAACCCCAUAUUGAUGACGACACCCCCAAAGCCUCAAAAUUCAACCGCCGAAUUGAGUUGCCUGUGCCUGAUACAGCUAGUGAACGCUCGAGCCCAGAUGAUACAACGGGGAAGGGCGACGACCUGCCAGCAGAACCCGAACCCGCCCCCGGGGAGAUCUUCGACAUUGAGCUGAUGAACACCAUCGAUGCGAAGACCGGACAGCAACUUCCCGAUCUCCCCGCCCGGACAGAUGAUCGAGCCUCUGCGGAACCCGUACCAGAUCCGAUACCGCUUCAGAUCCCCAAAACCGUGCCCCAGCCCGGCCAAACUCUCCCUCUCUUAGGCAAGUUGACCAGCAUUUCCGGAUCCAUCUUUGACCUCACGAUUCCUUUGGAAACUCGGAUGACUUCGUGGGGCCGUGGACCCCAAGCGACCAUAUGCUAUCCCGAGCCGAUGGACACUCGUAUCCCUGCAUAUGCCUUGGAGGUUACCUUCUGGGCUCCCGCCAUCGAAACGAAGAUUGCUGCUGGCCAGGAUUGGAUGAAGGUCCCCGGGGUGAUGGCGAUCCUCUCCACCAAGACGCGCAAGUGCAUCUGGGUCAACGACACCGAGCUCCGACGAGGGCCGGAGAGCGACAACGGACGGGAGGGGUUUCAUUUCGGCAAGCUGUACAACGGAGACAUCAUUACCGUUUAUCAACAUCGGAACAAGUUCUUAAGGUUUGUGUGCGAAUUCUACCACGGAGACAGCGCGCGCCCACGUCCGGAGGAAGAGAAAGGCUUUACCGUGCGCAAAGUUUUGAUGUCCAAGGAUACUACCGUGAACCGACAACCUGUCCGGAAAGCGCUGGGGGGGAAGCGGUAG